Benincasa hispida (wax gourd) is the source of this 1371-nucleotide messenger RNA. NCBI's taxonomy places the organism in Eukaryota, Viridiplantae, Streptophyta, Magnoliopsida, Cucurbitales, Cucurbitaceae. The record is from RefSeq and is a predicted model, not a curated record.
AUGGCUCAUAAUUCCAAUCAUGAAGAGGAAAGGGAAGGUGGAUUUGGUGGUGUUAAGGGUUCUUGUGAUUAUAUUGUUCAAUCUCCAAAUCAAUCCUUACAAUUAAUUCCACACCCUAUUGGCUUCAAUUCCUCUACCUCUGCCAAUGCCAACUCGGUUCAAAUUUCGACCAGAAUCGAUGAUCGUCGGGUUAGAAUUAAAAAACGUUCUUCAAAACCUAAAGCUUCAAAGAAGAAAGAUGGUUAUCAUCAACGUCAAGGAGCUAAGAAGCCACGCCUCAUUUGGACACCAGAACUCCAUCAACAUUUUCUUGAAAUUCAUAAUCGCUCACCAUUACAUGAAAGACUUUUCCCUAAGAAAAUCUUGGAGCAAAUGAGAAAAAAAUUCCCCUUUAUCACUAGAGAAAAUAUUGCCAGCCACCUCCAGAAGCAUAGAUUGUUUCUCAAGAAGAUGGAAGAGAAUUCAGCAAAAUCCACUUCCAAAUUAGCACCUCCCAAAGUUCUCAAAGUACCUAAUUCCCAGCCAAUUCCCAAUAAUACUUCCAAUUCCAAUUCCACAAACCCUAAUUUUCAACUUAUUCCCCAAAGCCAUUCCAUUUCUACAAAUCCUAAUGCUCAGCUAAUUCUCCAAAGCCAUUCCAAUUCCACAAACCCUAAUUCUCAGCUCCUUCUCCAAAGCCAUCCCAAUUCCACAAACCCUAAUUCUCAGCUCCUUCUCCAAAACCAUCCCAAUUCCACAAACCCUAAUUCUCAUCCUACUCUACCAAAAAAACCCCAUAUUAUCAAUGAGACAUGGCUAAACCACGAAGUGCAUUUCCUUUUUGAUCAAACCAAUCAUGCUUCAAGUCAAACAAUGAUGGAGCAGAAGCAGCCUUCAUUCAACAUUAAUAAUAUUAAUGUUAAUGGAGGAAGCAACAUUUAUUCAAAUAUGAUAAAUGUUUGUGAAAUCCAAGAAAACCCUAAUUGGACACUACCAAUAAGGCAAUCAUCAAUGGCAGCAACUAAUGAUCUUGCUUUUAGUAUUAAUCUUUAUCCUCCUCCAACUUCAGCCAAUCAAAUCUCUAAUAUUGAUGGUAAUGGUGUUGGUAUUGGGCUUCAUCCUAUCAUGAAUUAUAACUCUGUUGGACGUUUGAAUAAUUAUACUAAUGAUUACUUUCUUGGCACCCUCCCAAACUUUGGUUUUGGAGAUUAUAACAUGAAUUUGAAUUUUGAUCAUGUACAAGUUGAUCAUGGGCAUGGUCUCAACAAUGAUAUGUAUUGUCUUGGAAGAAGCUAUUCUCAGACUUUUGAUUUUGGAUAUCCUUCCAACUUCAAUCCCAUCAAUGAUUUUCAGUGCAUUUUGACCAAUAUUGUUACUUUGACAGACCUUUGA